AAGGAGCAGAGAGUGCAGCAUCACGAGAAGGAGAUUUCCAGAAGCAAGAUUCCCCGGUUGAUUCUGCGGCCCCAUCUGCCCAAGCAACAGCACAAGGUGUCCCCGGCCUCAGAGUCCCCCUUCUCGGAGGAAGAGAGCAGAGAGUUCAACCCCAGCAGCUCCGGGCGCUCAGCGAGGACCAUCAGCAGCAACAGCUUCUGCUCAGAUGACACAGGCUGUCCUAGCAGCCAGUCAGUGUCUCCUGUGAAGACGCCCUCAGACACCGGAAACAGUCCCAUUGGCUUUUGCCCUGGCAGUGAUGAAGACUUUACCAGAAAGAAAUGCACGGUUGGAAUUCCUGGGGAGGGAAGCGUCCCAUCAGCGCGGCAUAAGAAGGAAUUGAAGGCAGGCCUCGUAAAGCCAGGUAGCGAAGCUGACUUCAGCUCCUCGAGCAGCACAGGCAGCAUCUCGGCUCCAGAGAUCCAUAUGUCUACAGCGGGAAACAAGCGGUCCACUUUCUCACGCAACCGAGGUCCCCAUGGACGGAGCAAUGGCACGUCAUUGCACAAGCCUGGCAGCAGCCCACCGUCCCCUCGGGAGAAGGACCUUCUGUCCAUGCUGUGCAGGAACCAGCUGAGCCCCGUUAACAUCCAUCCCAGUUAUGCCCCCUCGUCCCCGAGUAGUAGCAACUCAGGCUCCUACAAAGGAAGCGACUGCAGCCCAGUCAUGAGGCGGCCUGGAAGGUACAUGUCUUGUGGAGAAAAUCACGGUGUCAAGCCCCCGAAUCCAGAACAGUAUUUGACUCCUCUGCAGCAGAAGGAGGUUACAGUGAGACACCUGAAGACCAAACUGAAGGAGUCCGAGCGCCGGCUUCAUGAAAGGGAAAGUGAAAUCGUGGAGCUCAAGUCCCAGCUGGCCCGUAUGAGAGAAGACUGGAUCGAAGAAGAAUGCCACCGGGUGGAGGCCCAGUUGGCACUCAAAGAAGCCAGGAAGGAGAUCAAACAGCUCAAGCAGGUCAUCGAGACUAUGAGGAGCAACUUGGCGGAUAAAGAUAAAGGCAUUCAGAAGUAUUUUGUGGACAUCAACAUCCAGAACAAGAAGCUGGAGUCUCUGCUGCAGAGCAUGGAGAUGGCGCACAGUGGCUCUCUGAGGGACGAGCUGUUUCCGUGCGAUUCCCCGAAGAAGAGCUUACCCCUGAACACCCCUUUUGGCAAGAUGACAGAUGGCCUGUCUCUGGAAGAGCAGGUCACAGAGGAGGGGCCCGACAGUGAGCUGCUGGUGGGAGAUAGCACGGCUGACAGUGCAGAUUUGUUUGAUGACAUGGUGGCAGCCACCACCACAGAAUCUGGUGACCUGGAGCUGGUCCAUUCUACGCCCGAGGCAGAAGUUCUCGAGAUCUUUCCUGUGGCAUUGGGUCAGGAGCAGGCCAGCGUGGUGGUGGAGCAGGCCGUGCAGACUGAUGUGCUGCUGUUCAGCCCGGCCAUCUCCGAGUUCAUUCAGAGUGUGCUCAGGCUCCAGGACUCCUGUCCCUCGAGCUCAGCAUCCCCUGACGAAUCUGGGGCUGACUCAGUGGAGAGCUUCCCAGAGUCCAUCUCUGCCUUAAUGCUUGAUUUAACUCCGAGAAACCCAAACUCGGCCAUCCUCCUGUCUCCCGUGGAGACCCCAUGCAGCCAGACCGCUACAGAAGCUCCUGCGAGCCGCCUCAUGAGAGAGUUGGAUUUUGCAUCCUACACCGCAGAAGAAAGUUUGGAUGGCAUCCUCUCACCAUCUCAGGGGACCGUCUCGAAGCAGUACUGGAGCAGCAGUUUCCUGGUGGAUCUCCUGGCUGUGGGUGCCCCUGUGGUACCCACUGUUUUGUGGGCAUUCAGUACUCAGAGAGGGGGAAUAGAUCCUGUCUACAACAUUGGAGCCUUGCUCCGGGGCUGCUGUGUGGUCGCCCUGCAUUCUCUCCGCCGCACCGCCUUCCGUAUCAAAACCUAAGUCCAAGUCGUUACCCUGUGCCAAUGUGUCCCGUUUGGCGUUGUGCCAGGUAGAGAAACAGGUUGAUCUGUGGCAGUCUCUGUUCUGUCGUUCUGCUCCUCGGUAUUUGAUUUGCACUAUAGUUAGUUGAAGCCUGUUCACUGUUUAAAACCGGAGGUAUCUUCAAAGGCAUGGAGACCUGGUCCCAGUAAAUGUCCCACCAGUGUGUAUAGAAAGCAUGCUCAUGACCCUGCCGUGUCGUCUAAGGUACCUGUUCUUAUCCUACUGGUUCAGGAAGAGAAAAUGCAAAUUUGCACUUUCAAGACAGCUUCCCCAAGGCUGGCAUGUUAUCUCCUUGCUUUGCUUUGUGCCGUUUUAAAAUGUGUAAUUGUUCCAGCAUUCCAAUGGUCUUGUGCAUAGCAGGGGACUGUAACCAAAAAUAAAAACUGUACUUGUGUAACUGGGUCAAAGAAGUCUUGAAUAGUUCUUUAGCAUUUACCUGGGGUUGGUAAGGUUUGAGUAUUUGCAAUUUUUUUACUAAAUGUAGCUCCAAAGUCUUAAAUGGCUGUUUGUCCUUAGACCUGUUAACUGAUGGGAUUGUAUGUAAGUUUACAAUGUACUAACUUAUUUUUUGCUUAUUAUAUAUAGUGUUUUACUGAGAAUUGUUUGUAAGCACACACUUUAGCAUGAUGAAAAUAAAGGUUAGUGUUUUCGUUUAAAUAAAUGUUUUAUCCGCUUACAAAACUA
Chinchilla lanigera (long-tailed chinchilla) is the source of this 2685-nucleotide messenger RNA. RefSeq names its product syntabulin (syntaxin-interacting) (gene Sybu). Gene Ontology annotation, biological process: axonal transport of mitochondrion; synapse maturation. Lineage: Eukaryota; Metazoa; Chordata; Mammalia; Rodentia; Chinchillidae. Gene Ontology annotation, cellular component: cytoplasmic microtubule; vesicle. The record is from RefSeq and is a predicted model, not a curated record.